Messenger RNA from Dentiscutata erythropus, 1304 nucleotides. The record is from the annotation of a GenBank genome assembly. Lineage: Eukaryota; Fungi; Glomeromycota; Glomeromycetes; Diversisporales; Gigasporaceae.
CUGAAGGCAAAAAUAGUACUACUGCUGAUAGAAAUUAUUUCGACUUUAUUCAGUUCACGAAGCCCCAAAUUUCCAUUAAUGAGUCAAAUCUUUGGAGUGAAUCAUUUGAGCCAAAUUUCUCGAAUUUCCUUUCCAUAGAAUCAAAUAUAUAUUUUGGGACUUCAGCUGAUUCACAUGUUAAAUUUGAAAAGCUAUUUAAAUUACUCAUAGACAAAAAAAAUGAAAUUGAUAAAGUAUUUGAAUCACAACCUGCUUAUUUUAUAGGACUUGAUUUCCAUGAAAGUUCCUUUGUACCACACAUUUCUUGUUGGACUACUGAACCACUUGAUAUAUUAAUUCAAGAAAAGCUUGAAGAAUUAUUUGAUGAUGAGUUUGAAGCCAUAAGUUUUGUAGUAACUCCCACAAACGAUGAAGAAAUAAAUGAAAUCUCAUCUGAAGUAAUCGUAAAAGCAGAUAAGAAUUUAUCUGAUUCUUUCCAGGAUUUUAAAAUUUCGGCUUAUCUCCAGGCAAAGGUUGAUCCUCUUCCUAAUAAAAGAAGUAGUUUAAAAUUUUCUAUUGAUGUAAAUGAUUGCAGAAUGGGACCAAUGCUUAGUGACAAUUGGCCAUUACUGAGUAAACUAGGUUCCGGUUAUUUUCUUGAUUCCAUUGAAAUUUGGGUUUCUCCAAUUGAAGAUAAAUCCAUGCCUAACAAGCCCUUAUACAAUGUGAAAGAUGGUCCCUGGCCACAACAAUUUAAUAAAGAUGUUGAAAUUUCUAAAGUUCAUGAAUAUAAUAAUAGCAUUGGUGGAACAAUUAGUAAAGAUACUGGGGUUACAUUAAACCAAGGUAAAAGAAAUGGACAAGAAAUUAAGUCUGCAACAAAGGAAUGGGAAUUUACAGUUUUUGGUGGUGGUAGAACUGGAUUGGGCUGGAGAUACCAAUAUACCGCUGAAAACCUUCACAAAAAUUUUAACCGAAGAUUAAAUUUUCCUCCUGGAAAACAUUCCUGCCACUGGGAAACCUUAAAAGCAAUGAGUGGAUUUCAGAUUACUAUUAAGCAGGUGAUAUGUUGCAAAAUUGCUGAUGAUUGGUGGCGAAAGUUGAAACCAAAUACAAAAUCGAACUUAAUUAAACUAUGUCCCAAGAUGUCUCACAUUCUUAAAAUAACUUUUAAUAGUCUUGAUAACUUUAAUGAAAAUUUUGAAAAUCUUAUGAAAUCUCAAGAAUCUCAUGGAGAUCUUAUUAAUGUUACUUUGGCCAAAAAAGCUCCCCGAAUAGAUGAACCAAAAAAUUCAAUAGUAGGAAAUAUUAACCUUGAACACAAA